AUGAGGGGAAGGCCAAAUCCCCAUCCAGGUCCACGCCUUUCAACAGUGUAUACAGUUUGUUUAGCUUGUGCUUCCUGCAUAAAAUCUCAUUGUAACCAUCGAAUAGGAAGGAAAGAUCCUCGGUGUGCAAGGCUGUUUGUUAUACCAACACCUGAGACGACUACUGAGGGGAAAGUAGUGGUAAAACUACUUCUUAUUCUUUCUCUACCAGAGAUUUCAUCUUCUCUCCUAUUUCCUAUGAAGGACAAUCAGCUUGACGAUGCUCUGGAUAACGACCUUGAAGGAAUGGAGAAAAUGCCGCAGGUGAUCCGCACAUCACAAUCUGGUAUCUGCCAGGAAAAGCUUUCUACCAAGAAGAAAGUUAGUGAACGGUCGCAGGCUACUGAAUGGCUGCUUUAUGUUAAAAGUACAAAUGCUUUACAUCUGCCAUCCCAGUUCGCCUCCUCUUCUUCCUCUUCUUCCUCCUCUUGUUCUGCUUUGCCUAUCCCGCCCCCUCCUACUGAAAAAGCCUGUCACCAAUCUCCCCCCCCAGAUAGAGUAUUCACAAAAGAUGGGAAGUAUGCAGGACCCUUUGCAUGUAGAGCACAGUCUUCCAGCGGUGUGAAAAGUGUUAAGGAUGUCUGUGCUGCUGCUGCCUUUGCUGAGCCAGUGGCAUGGAUUGUUCAUCAGGAAGAGUCAAUAGAGCCUGCUGUCAACACCAUGUGUCUCUACGCAUUUUUAAAGGUUUUGCCUUCUUGA
Dipodomys ordii (Ord's kangaroo rat) is the source of this 738-nucleotide messenger RNA. RefSeq lists its product as uncharacterized. Bases 1 to 738 code for a protein of 245 amino acids. Lineage: Eukaryota; Metazoa; Chordata; Mammalia; Rodentia; Heteromyidae. The record is from RefSeq and is a predicted model, not a curated record. The transcript is spliced from 4 exons.